UUUGACACGGAAGUAACGUCUGGAUAAGACGCAUAAACAGUGCAUCUGCGCCCUCUUCCUGAUAAAAGCCAUAUAAGAUGCGCUAGUAAAUCUCUGUCAAGUCUGCAGUUGUUACCAUAGUGUAUAUCUCAGCAAAAGCACUGAUUUGAUGUCUUUUUGUGCAUGAUGUCAGACAAAGAUCGUGGCUAUUACAAGUUUAUCCAGGAACUUUGUCCGCAGACACUCGUAGAAGUGUGCAGAAUGAGAAAGUCAUAUAAAGAUAUGCUUCAGCAGGUUGAAAUCUUAUCAGACAUAUGGAAUGGCACAGCUUACAUAGUUACGAAGUUUGCAAAGACGUGUUAUGGUAUCAAAAUCUGCCUGCAACGGAAUAUCGGAAAAGAGGACAAUACACUGGACGCGUCAAUUGUUUACAUUCAGGUAUUGUUUGACAGUAUAUCAGCACCUGUUUCUACAUCUAUGAACAUCAUUGCCGAUAUCAAUAAAUGGAAACAAGACAAUUUCGCAGAAGGCACCGAUUCCAAAGGUAUGAAAAUAGCACAAUAUUCAUCCAGGAACUUUAAUCGUUCGGCAAGAGUGUGUAUAAUCGUAUGCUACGAAACAUAUAUGGUUAUCGGAGAAGGAUUGAACAUCAUGGUUUUCAUCAAUAACAUCUAUCAUAAAAUUACAGAUGACUAUGCAAAUCAAAACAAUUUAAUGAUCAACAACAAUGCGGCAAUUAUUUGCACACAUCAGUUUUGCGGCCAAAAGCCAAUCACAGACACAAAUAGUUGCAAUGAGGAGGACAAUUUAGAACGUUCGGAAAGCUAUACAACUCCGCGGGGUCAUUUAGACUUAAAAAUUUCAGAAAAUAUGGAUGGAGAUGUUCAUCUGAAACGUACCCGAAACAAGAAACCAAACCUUUAUUUGGAUAAAUUACUCAUGGUCCUGUUCAUCCUCUUCACCAUAGGCCAUGUUGUAAAUGGAGCUCCCCGCAACGACAAUACAAUAAUGUUUUCGAAAGAUUUGCUUGUAUCGAAAUACUGUAACAUUGACAAUUUUUAUUCAUUGAAUGAACUCUGUCACACCAAUGGAAAUGACCUUCAACUCGUGACAGACAGCUGCGAUUUCUCAGAUCUAUGUGAUGAAGAUGAAAAGCCAUAUUGUAUCAACACUAAUGAAUUUGGUGCCUUCGUGUGUUUGAAAAAGAAUUUAUCAUGCAAGAAAGGACGGUAUUACAAGGCAUUCGUUGAUGAUAAAUUUAAAAACAAAAUAUUUCUCCUGGAAGAUGAUUGUGCAGACGGAAAAUACCAGCAAUAUGAAUCUGACUGUAUCCACGCAUGUACAAACGAACACAGAGACCUGAAUGACAUCCCUGAAAGAUACGUUGUGUUUUCCGUGGGAGACACAGUUAACCCUACCCAAGUUUAUUGCAACUUUAAACUUGGAUUCUUCAACGCCCAUGGCAAUUUUCUGCUGGAUUACGACCGAGAUGAAUUCACUUACUCGUUCUUGUGUGAACAUAUUAACGAUAAUAAUCCAUGCAUAUCGACGAAUCUCCCUCUUCCAAAUGGCACUUGUGCUGAUAAAUGUGAUGAAGGGUUUGAGAGGAAAGCACCUGACUUUGAAUGCACUCGAAUGGACAUUUUUCCUGAGACAAAAACAUUAACAUUACAACCAGCUACAGAGAAAACAUCUUUUACAACGUAUAUGCAUCCUAAGACAACGACACUGCCAAAGAGCGAGACACCAGAAAUUACACAAAGAACGUAUGCCAAUGGCAAUACAGUAGAUCCUGGUGAUAAACAGAGCCUGGAAUUUCCUUGGUGGGCAUUUAUAUUUAUAUUUGGCGUACCUAUAGGAUUUGUGUCAGCAAUUUUGUAUUAUGUGAAAAGAAAAAGAGAUGAGCGACUAAGGCAAGCAGUGACAUACAAUAAUAGAACUUACAUAGAGAAUCAGAUCAUAACUGUACAAACAUCUGACAGUUUGAAUCUACCAGGUCAUCUGGGUACAUUAUUACAGCCGGGAAACAAUAGUGAUGAUCAACAGAGCAAUGGUGGAGAUUAAACAGAACAACAUUCCUCAUUGUUCACACAUUUUCAGUUGAAUGACAUGCCGGUUGAUGUUAAUGAUGCAAAUCUUGAGUACACCAUUAUAAGAGACAGAAAAAAAUGACUGAAAUAUGUUAAUUUUAAUCCGCCUGCGAAAAUAGUCAUAUCAUUCUUUGUUUGGUAAAUAUAUU
Ruditapes philippinarum (Manila clam) is the source of this 2218-nucleotide messenger RNA. RefSeq lists its product as uncharacterized. Lineage: Eukaryota; Metazoa; Mollusca; Bivalvia; Venerida; Veneridae. The transcript has 17 exons. The coding region runs from base 163 to 2043 and encodes 626 amino acids. The record is from RefSeq and is a predicted model, not a curated record.